CGCGCGCGCCCCGGCCCCUCCGUGCAGGUGGAGGCAUGUAGCAGCACCUGGAGCUCCGUGCACGUCGCUCCUUCUUCCUCAUCCUGACGUCGCCCGUCCGCUGCGAGCCUCCCUGUGGCGGGAGAGGGGAUCUUUUUCUCGGGUCGAGGAGCGUUCCUUCCCGCCGCUGCACGUCCGAUGGUCGAUGGUCGUUGAGGAAGCUUCCAUCUUGAGUGCACCACCAUGGCGAGCGACUCCCCCGCCAGGAGUCUGGACGAGAUCGACCUGUCUGCUCUACGGGACCCGGCUGGCAUCUUUGAGCUGGUUGAACUGGUUGGGAAUGGCACCUACGGCCAAGUGUACAAGGGUCGCCAUGUCAAAACUGGCCAGCUGGCUGCCAUCAAGGUCAUGGACGUCACAGGAGAUGAGGAGGAGGAGAUUAAAGCGGAGAUCAACAUGCUGAAAAAGUACAGCCACCACAGGAACAUCGCCACAUACUAUGGCGCCUUCAUCAAGAAGAAUCCUCCCGGCAUGGACGACCAGCUGUGGCUGGUGAUGGAGUUCUGCGGCGCCGGCUCGGUGACGGAUCUCAUCAAAAACACCAAAGGGAAUUCUCUGAAGGAGGAGUGGAUUGCCUACGUCUGCAGGGAGAUCCUCAGGGGUCUCACUCACCUCCACCAGCACAAGGUCAUCCAUCGGGACAUCAAAGGUCAGAAUGUUCUCUUGACGGAGAACGCCGAGGUCAAGCUAGUGGAUUUUGGCGUCAGCGCUCAGCUGGAUCGCACGGUGGGAAGAAGGAACACGUUCAUCGGGACGCCAUAUUGGAUGGCGCCGGAGGUGAUCGCUUGUGACGAGAACCCAGACGCCACGUAUGACUUCAAGAGUGAUCUGUGGUCGCUCGGCAUCACGGCCAUCGAGAUGGCGGAGGGAGCGCCACCGCUGUGCGACAUGCAUCCCAUGAGAGCACUCUUCCUCAUCCCCAGAAACCCCGCCCCCAGACUCAAGUCAAAGAAGUGGUCCAAGAAGUUCCAGUCGUUCAUCGAGAGCUGUCUGGUGAAGAGCCACGGUCAGCGGCCCAGCACCGAGCAGCUCCUCAAGCACCCCUUCAUCAGGGACCUUCCUAACGAGCGGCAGGUCCGCAUCCAGCUGAAGGACCACAUCGACCGCACCAAGAAGAGGCGGGGCGAGAGAGAUGAGACCGAGUACGAGUACAGCGGCAGCGAGGAGGAGGAUGAAGAGCGGGACAUCGGCGAGCCCAGCUCCAUCAUCAAUAUUCCCGGGGAGUCCACUCUGAGGCGGGACUUCCUGCGUCUUCAGCUGGCCAACAAGGAGCGGUCGGAGCUGAUCCGCCGCCAGCAGCUGGAGCAGCAGCAGAACGAGGAGCACAAGCGACAGCUGCUGGCCGAGAGGCAGAAGCGUAUCGAGGAGCAGAAGGAGCAGAGGCGGCGGCUGGAGGAGCAACAGCGCCGCGAGCGAGAGAUGAGGAAACAGCAGGAGCGGGAGCAGAGGAGGCGCUACGAGGAGAUGGAGCAGAUCCGCCGCGAAGAGGAGAGGCGACACGCUGAGAGAGAACAGGAGUAUAUCCGUAGACAGCUGGAGGAGGAACAGAGGCAGCUGGAGAUCCUGCAGCAGCAGCUCUUGCAGGAGCAGGCCUUACUGCUGGAGUACAAGAGGAAGCAGAUCGAGGAGCAGCGCCAGGCCGAGCGUCUGCAGAGGCAGCUGCAGCAGGAGCGAGCCUACCUGGUGUCUCUGCAGCAACAGCAGCAGCAGGACCCACAGCGCCCCCCGCAGGACAAGAAGCAGCUCUACCACUACAAGGACCAGGCGCCAGGCGCCGCCAACGACAAGCCCGCCUGGGCUAAAGAGGUGAUGCGUCGUGCUCAGAGCAACUCGCCUCGCGUUCCCCCCAGGAAGUACCACUCCUUUAGGCAUCCUCGAGACGCCAACCUGGACAACCUGCUCUUGCUUCCCGGUUACAAACCUCGCAGGCCCCGCCCCCCUUCCUACCCCGCCCACGUCAGCCCCUCCAGGAGUUACGACCACAGCCACCAUCACCACCACGGCCACAUGCCGCGAAUCCGCAUCACCUGCGCCCCGGAGCAAGCCCCGGUGGCGCUCCGACGGAGGAGCCCGGACGCCCGAGGGCGGAGUCCCAGCCGGCGGGUGGACGAGCGUUAUGUGAUCAACAGACAGACUUCUCCUGCAUUGCAGCAUAAAGUCUCCAACCGGAUCUCGGACCCCUCGCUGCCGCCCCGCUCCGAGUCCUUCAGCAGCGGCGGCAUCCAGCAGGCCCGGACUCCGCCCAUGCACCGCUCGGUGGAGCCGCAGAUGGCGCACCUGGUGCAGGUGAAGAGUCACGGGCUGUCAGGCUCGCAGUCUCUGUACGACCCCCACGGCGUGUCCUCUUCCACGGUGUCGCCCUCCCCCUCCCGACCUCCCAUGCCCCGGCAGAACUCCGACCCCACCUCAGACACCCCUCCUCCCAUGCCUCUCUCACGCCUGGCGCCCCCUCUUGACAAGCUGGACCGCAGCUCCUGGCUGCGGCAAGACGACGACAUGCCCCCCAAGGUUCCUCAGAGGACCACGUCCAUCUCCCCGGCUUUGGUCAGGAAGAACUCACCUGGAAACGGUCCUGGACUCGGACCGCGGGCUGGAGCACACCUCAUACGGGCCAGCAACCCUGAUCUUCGGAGGACUGAUGUUUCCAUGGAUACACCCCUGAAGAGGACGAGCAGUGGCAGCUCCUCCAGCUCCAGCACCCCCAGCUCGCAGGGCGGCUCUAAUGAGCGAGCAAAUGCAGCCAUGAAGACAGAAGGCACAGUUCCGUCAGACGAGGCCAAGGACGACGGCAGAGACGUGUCGCGACCCAGUCGGCCUGCAAGCUAUAAGAAAGCUGUAGACGAGGACCUGACAGCGUUGGCCAAGGAGCUGCGGGAGCUGCGUCAGGGGGAAGAAACCAGCCGCCCGCCUGUCAAGGUGACAGACUACUCCUCCUCCAGCGAGGAGUCUCACAGCAGCGAGGAUGAGGAGGGAGAAGGCGGGGCUAAUGACGGAACGGUGUCUGUCAGUGACAUCCCUCGGAUCAUGCCUGCAGCCAGCCAAGGAGCCAACGAGGCCCUCGGCAUGAUGGGAGGCCACAACGACUCGCAUGCGGACUCGUAUGGAAACAACUCCCAGGACAGCACCCUGAUGAUGCGUGAGAGACUUGGCGAGCGGAGGCGGAGCUCGACCGCCAGCAACGGCAUCCUCGGCAUUGCUAAUCUUUUUGCCGACACCUCAGAUCUCCCUGAUUUGGUGCAACAAAGCACUUCCUCCCUGGUUGCCCUUGGCGGUGACGGCCCCGGGGCCCAAUACGGGAUGGCAGGGGGAGGAGGAGGCGGCGGCAGUGGUAGCUCCAAGGCCUCCUUCACGCCGUUUGUGGAUCCCAGGGUUUACGGGACUUCCCCGACGGAUGACGAGGACAACAUCUCUGCUUCAGCCAUGUUUGCCGACGAGCUGCUGAAGCAGGAGCAGGCGCGCCUCAACGAAGCCCGCAAGAUUUCGGUGGUCAACGUCAAUCCCACCAACAUCCGACCGCACAGCGACACUCCCGAGAUCCGCAAGUACAAGAAGCGCUUCAACUCCGAGAUCCUGUGUGCCGCUCUGUGGGGAGUCAACCUGUUGGUGGGAACGGAGAAUGGCCUGAUGCUGCUGGACCGCAGCGGGCAAGGCAAAGUCUACAACCUCAUCAAUCGCCGCCGCUUUCAGCAGAUGGACGUCCUGGAGGGUCUCAACGUUCUGGUCACCAUUUCAGGCAAGAAGAACAAGCUGCGUGUGUACUACCUGUCCUGGCUGAGGAACAGGAUACUACACAAUGACCCCGAGGUGGAGAAGAAGCAGGGCUGGAUCACUGUAGGCGAGCUGGAGGGAUGCGUGCACUACAAAGUCGUGAAGUACGAGAGGAUCAAGUUCUUGGUGAUCGCCUUGAAGAACGCUGUAGAGAUUUACGCCUGGGCUCCUAAACCUUAUCACAAGUUCAUGGCCUUCAAGUCUUUCACGGAGCUGCAGCACCGCCCCCUGCUGGUGGACUUGACAGUGGAGGAAGGGCAGAGGUUAAAAGUCAUCUACGGCUCCAGUGCAGGCUUCCACGUCAUUGACGUGGACUCCGGCAACCCCUACGACAUCUACAUCCCCUCACAUAUUCAGGGGCAAGUGACCCCGCACGCCAUCGUGGUUCUGCCCAAGACGGACGGCAUGGAGAUGCUGCUGUGUUACGAGGACGAGGGCGUCUACGUCAACACCUACGGCCGCAUCACCAAAGAUGUGGUACUGCAGUGGGGCGAGAUGCCCACCUCUGUUGCUUACAUCCAUUCCAACCAGAUCAUGGGCUGGGGAGAGAAGGCCAUUGAGAUCCGCUCGGUGGAGACGGGACACCUGGACGGUGUUUUCAUGCACAAGCGAGCUCAGCGAUUGAAGUUCUUGUCUGAGAGGAAUGACAAGGUUUUCUUUGCAUCCGUCCGUUCCGGUGGCAGCAGCCAAGUCUUCUUCAUGACCCUCAACAGAAGCUCCAUGAUGAACUGGUAACCCUCUCGUGACUCCCAACAUGGCCGCCGUCACCACAGACGAGGGGUGCCCGGUGUUAGUAACAAAGUCUUCAGGCGGUGUCGCCCGGGAUCUCCGUGACGCCUUUGCUCACACUCGAGGCUGGCAUCGCUCUUGACAGCUUCGGACUUCGAUGACAUGACGCCGAGUAGCCUUUGACUUCCCCCUGUGGCCGACCAGGGAACUGCGGACAAGUUGUAGCACAUCACUUCUUCUUUUUUUUUUUUUACUACUUCCUGGGACUGAUCCAAUCCAGCAACAUCUUUGAAUGCUUCGGCUACUAAGGACACGUUGGAAACGAAAUCCCAAAUGGACGUGUCACUUGUUGAUUUUCAAAAUAAGGGUGUUUGUAGAAUAAUAGCCAAUGAGUAGAUAUUUUUUGUUUUGCUACAUCGUGAAGGAAAAAGAGGGAAAAGAACUUCUUGACAAAGAUGAUAGCGAUGCUUUUUAGGGAACUUCUGGUCAGUGUUGGCAGUGAUGAGUAGUCACGAGGGAGCCACGAGCCAACAUCCAGAAAUAACUUGAUGAUUUAUUUGCUCCCUCACUUCCUGUACCCUUCAUUUUGUGUCAUUUCCCCGUCAGUCCACUGGAAAGUGACAUUCUCUCUUUUUCCUUCAAGCUAAGACAGAGUAGCUGUUUUGUUCUCAGCGAACCACGCCACAACGGUUGCCGUUGGUUGGUUGGCUCGCUCGUUGCAAACAGAUCUUCACAAUUUGUCAUACCGAAUGCUUAAGAUAGUCAACGAGUCUGCAGCAGAGGCGAAUACCUUGUAGCUAAUCAUUCUGAAUAUUCUUUGGAGCGCUGUGCUCCUGACGAUGACAAUGUUCUCAUGCAUUUAAACCACUUGACAAAGGGUGCUGCUCACAGUGUGAACAUUCAUCAAAGUGCUGCUCAAAGAUCCCCUCCUGUCUCGCUCGCCACCAAAACGACACCAAGGGACCUUUUUGAGGCUCAUCGUGCAGAUCUUUUCGGUUUCUAAUUUAGUGACCCCCCUCUCGAUCUGCUGCCGUCUGUGUGCAAUGCAACCGUGUAAAUACUUACUGUUUUUGGACACAAAAACUCUGGUCUCUACCCAGAUUGUAGUCUCUCCUCCAUGGGAGUUUUGCACAACAUGCUUCGUCUCACUUUAGUUGUGCAUUUUGCAUGCUAACACACCUCGUCACUUCUUGGUAGGACACAUGACAACAUUUAACGUCAGCAAAAGUGUAGAAACAAAAAAAGUACUAGCAAGCACAUGUGCAUAACAAAGCUGGUAAGAGUCCCUGAAGGAAAUCCCUUCUUGUACCACAGCGGUGUCUGAGCAACCCCACUCAGACUCGCCUCUGGAGCUCAUGUCCAUCGCCUGGCGGACUAGCGCGACCUGCCUCCUCUCCCCACUGUGUGGUUCCAAUAAAAACAUGCCAAGCGGGAGUCUAAAUGUGACUUCUGGUCCAGUGGCAUUAGGACAGAAAUGCUGCAUAAGGGGGUGUAGUCUGGCUGGUGUGUUCUGUCGGCAUCCUUUAACACACAGUGGUCCAGCAUCACUCAGGAAACACAUUUGUGUUACUUUGACAUGCAUUUUCCACCACUGCCACUCGGGAUUCAUUCAUCUUCCACUGAACCACUGAAUAUGUUGUGAUUUUUUUUUUUAAUUCUUUUUUUAGAUGUCGCUCCCACUCCACAAGGAGCAGGUCGGGGGGGUCUCCCACCUGAGCACAAACACUUUUUUGUGAGGGUCAUCUUUUAUUUGUUCUGUUUAUGCUGAUUAAUGUACAAGUAGGUGUAAGCAAGCCAUUCUGCGGCCAGCUGCUGAAGCCUUUUACAUGUAUAGGAUGCUCACCUUAGUAGUGGACAUCCUGUGCUCUCUCUAUACAUAUAUUAACACUGUAUAUCUUACUCUUCAGUUUUAGGGAAAGACAAACAUGUUCACUGAAAACUUAGAUGUCUUUCUACAGAUUAGAAAACAUAGCUAUAACAAUUUCUUAAACAAAAAAGGUCAACACUGUUUUUAUUGUGGUAUUUGUAUUUCAAUUUUUGUAUCAAGACUGUGAACAGCUGUCAGUAUGUGAGCGUGUGCGUGUGUGUGUGUGUGUGUGUGUGUGUGUGUGUGUGUGUGUGUGUGUGUGUGUGUGUGUGUAGAGCAAGUGUGCACAGAUGCGUGACAUGCAUGUGUGUUUUCACCCUCGUCUGGAUCACUGGAAUCAAACCUCAACCCUAAGGACACACAUCUCUGAUGUUGGAAUUCUACAAUAAACAUUCUCUCCUUGUACAGCA
Molecule: messenger RNA, 6813 nt
Organism: Doryrhamphus excisus (bluestripe pipefish)
Lineage: Eukaryota; Metazoa; Chordata; Actinopteri; Syngnathiformes; Syngnathidae
Gene: tnikb
Product: TRAF2 and NCK interacting kinase b
Biological process (GO): protein phosphorylation
Cellular component (GO): cytosol
Molecular function (GO): ATP binding; protein kinase activity
Source: RefSeq, a predicted model, not a curated record